CAUGAGCAUGGAAUUUAUGUGUUUUGUGGCAAUCAGCAUUGCACUAAUAUGCCUGAUGAUCCUUCUUUCCAUUAUAAUAAUGGAAAGAAGAUGCAGAUUUUCCAUAAAAGCAAGUUAUAGAGAGUAGAGAGGAGGAAGAGAGUAGAGAGGAGAAACUAAAACCAGGGGAGAAAAGAAAUUAUGACAACAAGUACCAGGAGAGAAACUGUAAAAUUAACGCCUUACAAAAGUCAAAAAGCAGAAUUGUCAAAAAUUUACAAAAAUUUGCAACCAAAUUGGAAAGAGAACAGGUAUAUGAGCCCGUUGAUACCCUCUUCCUCAUUAGGAGGAAGGGGAGUAAAGUAAUUAAAGCAUUUGGAUAUGGGGAAAUGAUUAAACGUUUUUCGGAAGGCCUCCCCAUUACAGACAAACUACCAUACAGCCAUAGGAAGAAGCUGCCAACUAUGCCUGAGGUGACCCCGGACCAAGAAGUCAUUCUGCUGACACCAGAGAAAGAUCCUUUCAACUUUGGUGUCGGCAGCGGGAGAAAUUUGGCCAGGGAGCAGAAAGAAAUGCUGGAGCAAAUGGAGAUUAAUGUGACACCAGCAGAUGUGAAUGUACUACCAUCAACAUCCACAUGUAACACCAACAGACCAGGCACCAGCAGUGAACCCAGCAACACUAACAGACCAAGUACCAGCAAUGAACCCAGCAACACUAACAGACCAAGUACCAGCAAUGAACCCAGCAACACUAACAGACCAAGUACCAGCAAUGAACAUGAUGAAUCAAGCAACACCAACAGACCAAGCACCAGCUAUGACCCAAGUAGCAGCAAUUUUGAUAUAAGAUCAGCAAAGAGGGCUCUGUAUGCCGAGUCAAGAAAAGAUAGAAGUAAUCAGAUCACCGGACAUGCCAGAGGAGGGGUAAGAGGUAAAGGAAAGGGUAGAGGAAAGUCAUCAGCCAUUAGAGGUAGAGGUAGAGGUAGAGAAACAACAUCAAAUCUCCCUCAGAAAAGAAAAAAGAUGUCUGACUUGUUUGAUGAACAGAGUGAUGAGGAUGAUGAGCCAGUGACAAAAAAGCAGAAAACCUGUUCUCAUACCUCGGAGAUUGUAGAAGACAGUGAGGAAGAGAGCCAGAAGGAAAGCCUGUUAUCUGUCUCUCAAACAGAGCAACUUUUAGAAGAGAUGGCAGAUCCAAUGAUACAAGAUCUUUUACUUCUCCAGGUGAAUAAUUCAGAAGGUCUUUUGACCUUUAGCGUAGAAGAAAAAAAGACAGAAGGAAACAAGACAGAAGAAAAUGAAGAUAAUGGUGAAAAAAAUAUGGUUGGACAAUAUGUUGGUGUUGCUUAUUCAGACAAAAUGUUUCUGGGACAGAUCAUUGGAAAGGACGGUCUGAUGUGUCAAGUUAACUGCAUGGAGCAGUCCAGCUCAAAAAAUUCAUUCAAGUGGCCUUCAAAGGAAGAUCAAGACACAGUUGACCAAAAAUUUAUAUUCGAAACUGAUAUUGACAUUUAUGCUCGAGACUCUUCAGGAAGAGUCUGGAGCAUAAACAAUUUUGAACAGGUUCUUCAAAAAUAUGAAAAUUACUGUAAAAAAUACUUUCAAUAACUUAUAUUUUUUAUUUGAAUAUUUCCAUUUAAAUUUGCAUCCUUCUGGCUCUCGGAAUAAAACAUACCAGUAAGAAAAUGUUUUUUUUUUAAAUGUACUUAAGAUUAUCAGUCACAGUUCAGGUGAUAAUUAACUGAAAAAUUAAGUUUCC
Messenger RNA from Mytilus trossulus (common blue mussel), 1740 nucleotides. RefSeq lists its product as uncharacterized. NCBI's taxonomy places the organism in Eukaryota, Metazoa, Mollusca, Bivalvia, Mytilida, Mytilidae. The transcript has 8 exons. The record is from RefSeq and is a predicted model, not a curated record. Bases 369 to 1589 code for a protein of 406 amino acids.